Messenger RNA from Daphnia pulex (common water flea), 467 nucleotides. RefSeq lists its product as uncharacterized. The record is from RefSeq and is a predicted model, not a curated record. The transcript is spliced from 2 exons. The coding region runs from base 59 to 463 and encodes 134 amino acids. Lineage: Eukaryota; Metazoa; Arthropoda; Branchiopoda; Diplostraca; Daphniidae.
GACCUGCAAAAGGAAAGGACAGUCACAGUCAGUCGAAGGUCAUGGAGAAAAACGUGUCAUGCAAUGGUGUAGAGGAUGGGUGAGGACGGACGUUUUCACCUUUUGCAACAUUAUCAAACAGGUACAGCACCCGCAAGGCUUUAGAGGUGAGGGUGAGAAAAAAAAUCGUAUAAAAGGCGAGAGAAAAGGCGAAGGGAAAUCAGUCGAGGGAGCAUCUCCGACACGGCAACAACUACAGCGCACUCACCAUCUGCCUUCUUCACCGUAUUGCCAGUUCGCAACCAUGGUUAAUUAUGGCGUCGUGCUGCUGUUGGGUGUUUUAUCUUUGACGGAUUGGUCGACCAUUGGUGUACCGAUGUCUCCCUGCUAUGGAGAAUACCAAACCGCAACGCCGCCGCCUUACUUCACGACAACAACAUACGCAACAGUCGGUUACUGCACCUCCAAGUACUACACCACUUAGGCAC